Molecule: messenger RNA, 827 nt
Organism: Rhagoletis pomonella (apple maggot)
Lineage: Eukaryota; Metazoa; Arthropoda; Insecta; Diptera; Tephritidae
Exons: 3
Coding region: 118-570 (150 amino acids)
Source: RefSeq, a predicted model, not a curated record
GUUUAGUUGUUUUGUGAAUUUCCCAUAAAAAAAACCGCAGCAUUGCUUGUAUUCACACAAUGUGCUGCUAUUCACUUAACUAAACAAUCACUUCCAACAUUUUAUAAAAAUUUAUAAAUGCAACUUAAAACAAAAGCGUUUUUGUUAAGUUGCUUAAGUUCAACAUUUACCAUGUCUCCUGCUACAGACCCAACUGCAGCAAAGUCACCGGACUGCCAGCGCGCUACUAAACCGUUUAUUACUAGUCGGGUGGUCCAUUUUAUUUGUGAUUUUCUCAAACUCUUAAGUCUGUUCACUGGAGGCCUUGGCAGCUGCUGCAUUUGGCUAAGUAAGCAGCAAUGGUGUAGCAAAAGCUUGGCAUCUUACAAUAUCACCGCCAUUGUUGGUUUCAUUUUAGUUUUCAGCGCAGCUGUUGCGCGAUUUAUCCAAGUUAACCGAUUACAAUUUCACGACAUAGCAUUAUUCAUAAAACGUACGAGGCGAGAAAAAAACGAAAAUGAAUUCAAGCAGAAGGGAGCCACAAAAUUUCAGAGCAAAAUAAAAUCCUUUCAUACGAGGAUUAGAUCAUAGUCUGUAUUCCAGGCAUGAAUAUAUAUGGGGCAUUCUUUGUCAACCAAACUACGCGCAACAUACAUAUGUACAAAAACAAAACCAGGCAGCGUUGGCAAAGCCUGUGCAUUCGAAAGAAUAAAAUCGACGCGUAGAUAUACAUAUAUAAAGCGAAAGAGAAACGAAUUUUUAAAUAUUUAAUAUCAAGUGGUAAACUAUACUAAAACCUAUACAUAGAAAAAAAGUAAAUAAAAAUUAGUAACAAAAAGUCAAAGUAG